This is a messenger RNA of Lottia gigantea (owl limpet), 273 nucleotides long. RefSeq lists its product as hypothetical. Lineage: Eukaryota; Metazoa; Mollusca; Gastropoda; Lottiidae. The record is from RefSeq and is a predicted model, not a curated record. The transcript is spliced from 2 exons. The annotation marks the transcript as partial.
ACAACUGGUUGGGUCAACCGCACUGGUGGUAUUGCUGACUACUUCAGCGGUGGUGUACCUGGAUCAGAGAGCUGUGCUUGUGGAAUGAACGACACUUGUGCUGAUCCUGGUCUGCUUUGUAAUUGUGAUAUGAAUGAUGCCACUUGGAGAGAAGAUUCUGGGUAUAUCACUUUCAAGAAUGAUCUGCCGGUAACUGAGUUCUUAGCUGGUGAUACAGAAGACUUUAACGAAGUUGGAUAUAUUACAGUUGGCGAAUUGAUGUGUCAUGGCGAU